Messenger RNA from Alternaria novae-zelandiae, 2049 nucleotides. RefSeq lists its product as uncharacterized. The coding region runs from base 1 to 2049 and encodes 682 amino acids. Gene Ontology annotation, molecular function: protein binding. The transcript has a single exon. The record is from RefSeq and is a predicted model, not a curated record. Lineage: Eukaryota; Fungi; Ascomycota; Dothideomycetes; Pleosporales; Pleosporaceae.
AUGAUGUGGGCCUUUUUACGACGGGCUGCAAAGCUGAGCGACGCGGGAAUAACAUACUGUUUGUUGGAUGGCUUGGACGAAUGUGACGCAGAGAGUAGAGCUCUCAUCCUUGAACUACUCGAUCUUACGCUCCCGUACGAAGGCUGCCCGGAGACGCAACCUACUUUGAAGUUCCUUGUCACCACCCGCACCCCUCUAGACGUCGCAAAAUACGGGAAUGUCGACUUGGAUGCGCAUACUGGGAGCGGGUCUAUGUCUUCGACUAUGGGCUCGCUUACAGUCGAGGAGCAUCUUAGCAGCCUGAGCCAGAAGUAUAGCCGCAUGGGUUUUAUAGUGUUGCAGGUGCUCGCUGCCUACCUUUGCCCGCCGACCACCGGGCAGCUUCUGUCCAUGUUCCCCGAGAGCCAGCGAACCCACGUUCUUGCAUUCCUCGACUCUCGUCCAACCGAACUGCUAAUUAGUUCCGAGCACAUAGGGUUCGCAGAUUCCGAUGCAUGGCUCGCGCUCUCACAGUCAAGUCUUGCGGAAGCCAAUAAUGCCAAGCUUGCUCGACAAUGCCUAGAGUUAAUCGGCGCCGGCCUUGCUCAGGUCGACAUGGCAGAUCUGGAAAACGAAGAGUCUAUUUGGGUCUCGCAAGUCCCUACCGACUUGAAGUAUGCAAUAAAUCACUGGGCUGAUCAUGUCAAACUGCUGGAGAACAUCCCGCAAGACUUGGUGGCAUUGAUUGAGGCGACCUUUUGCUCUGUACCUACAGUUCUGGAGAAGUGGUGGAUCAUGUUCAUGACCCGGAAUUACGGCAUCUCCUCGUAUCAUGAUGUUCGCAAACAUGAUACGACACUGCUCCACAUAUACGCGCUCUUUGGUCUCAACAAGCUCAUCGAGGACUUCUCCUCGUAUUGGUUGUUGAAGAAGUACAUGACAUCAGAAGACGCCCAGAUGCUAGCGCCGAUCGAUGUCGCGAUCUUGCAUAACCAUAUCCAGACGGCCAAAUUCCUCACUACAAAGAUCGAUGCCUUUGGAAGUUACUCAUGUAUCCUCGCGGCUGGUUCCAGUGUGGAAAUAGCAGAUCCGAUUUAUUCCAAACAUCGCUCCACUGACGUACCUCUCGGCGAAGAAGAAAUCAAGGCGUUACUGUGGAACGCAGUUUGCACCGGAAUACCAGACAUGGUCAACGGCACCAUCAACUUCGUGUUCGUGAAAUCGCCCGACGACCUUUUCCCGUGGAACAAUACAUCAUACGCCGAAGUCAUCAUAGAUUCCGGGGACCACCGCUUACUGAAACCCAUCCUGACAUCGGUCAAUAUGCAGGAGAAGGCCGGUCACCUCAUCGAAUACGCAACAUGGCAACACGAACCGCGUAUGCUCGAGGAGAUACUAGACUACGAGGUGGUGCGCGAAAUGAUCAGACACAAUCAGAUCAAUCUUCGCAAGGCUCUGAACAACGCACUCUUCCGCAGAAGCCCCCGGAUGACAGAAUUGUUACUAAGCGAAAAGACUAUGAACUUCCCAGCCCUUGUCAACAAUCCAAGACCGCUGGAAUGGGCAGUCAAGCACCCCAAUGUCCACACUCUCAUGGUUUUCCUAGCACAACCAAAAUUUUGUUUCGACAAGGGCGCCAUUGAAGAAGGCGUCGCGCUGAACCUCAUGUUGCACAACGCGGGCCAAGAAUUGGGCGUCGACAUCGAUAGUCUUGACAAGAUACUCCAGCGGGGUGCGCGCAUGCGGUACGAAGACUUCGGCAUGACCGCUCUUCACGUUGCCGCUGAGAUUGGUCGCAUGCCAGUCAUGGAGACCCUGCUGAACAAUCUAACUGAACAGGAGAUCAAAGAGGAUAUCGACCGUACUUGUAGCCGCGCCCACAAAGGUCAAGGCCGGGAGAGUAGGACUGCAUUGGCUAUCGCUGCUUUGAAGGGCAGCUUGGAGAUAGUGCAGUGUCUGCUGGAUAAAGGAGCGGAUAUCGAUGCGGAAGAUGGGGAAGGGAAGACUGCUGUGCAGCUGGCGCGAGAGGCUGGUCGGGAAGAUAUUGCGGAUAUGAUAUUGGAUUGUUGA